UGGACUUUCUUCACAAGGAGAUAAGGGGAAACGUGGCACUGACAGAACCCGCAUUGCAUCACGAACACCCGGUAGCCUACCCCGCUGCCGAUACAGCUCGAGCUUAUUUAUAUAAUACAUUAUUUAUAUAAUACAUAAUUUGGCAAAAAAUGACGUUCACAGUCACACACUCACAUUUGACGGGGUAGCUCUGCUGUCGCUCCGGGGCCAGCUGCUGUCUGAAUGCUUGCGCAUCGACGCGGAUGAACGCAGCAGUGUUCAGAAGUUUGAGGUGCUGUGUGCGCACAACCAAUCAAGGCACCAGCAACAGGCCACCAGUUUUCACGUUUACCCGAGGUGCAGAAGAGUGAAUGAGACAGGAGAUUGGAGUGGAGCGCCUCUGCUUGUGGAUGGACCACUGAUCAAGAGGGAAAGUAAGCUUGGAAGUUGGAGUUUAUGCACGAAACGCGCAGAGAUAUUCCUAAUUUUUAUUCACUCUGUUACACGAAGGAUGGAGGGGCGCAGCUGACGGUUAGGGAUCGUAGCCUCGAAGAGGAUAAACACACCGAAGGAACCGAACUGCCGGACGAGGGAAAUAUGUAUGGGCGUUACACACAGGAGCUCGGUGUGUACGCCAAGGAGGAGGCGGCCCGCCUGCGUGAUGGCGGGGGGCUGCGGAGGGUCACCAGUGUUCGCAGUCGGUCGGCAGAGCUGCUGGAGUAUGAGAAAGACCCUUGCGCUAAGUGUCAUGUGUGUACAUCUCGCUGUCAGAAGUUCCUGAUCUCGCGUGUGGGCGAGGACUGGAUCUUUCUCAUCCUACUGGGUCUGGUCAUGGCCCUGGUCAGCUGGGUGAUGGACUAUGCUAUCGCCUUUUGUCAGCAAGCUCAGAAGUGGAUGUACGGGGGACUGGACAGUAACAUGCUCCUGCAGUACCUGGCCUGGGUCACCUACCCUGUGGUGCUCAUCACUUUCUCAGCAGGGUUCACACAGAUACUGUCCCCGCAGGCCGUGGGUUCGGGUAUCCCAGAGAUGAAGACCAUUCUGAGAGGCGUAGUGCUGAAGGAAUAUCUCACCUUUAAAACCUUUGUGGCCAAAGUUAUUGGGCUGACCUGUGCUCUGGGCAGUGGCAUGCCCCUGGGAAAGGAGGGCCCGUUCGUUCAUGUGGCCAGUCUCUGUGCAGCCCUCCUGAGCAAGUUCUUGGCUGCCUUGUUUGGUGGACUCUACAAGGAAGAGCCCUUUGAGGGAAACAAGAAUGAGCUGAGGAACACUGAGAUGCUAUCAGCAGCGUGUGCAGUGGGGGUAGGCUGCUGCUUCGCUGCCCCCAUUGGAGGUGUGCUCUUCAGCAUUGAGGUAACGUCUACGUUCUUUGCGGUGAGGAACUACUGGAGGGGCUUCUUCGCUGCCACCUUCAGCGCCUUCAUCUUCAGAGUAUUGGCUGUGUGGAACCAGGACGAAGAGACCAUCACAGCCCUCUUUAAGACACGUUUCCGCCUGGACUUCCCCUUUGACCUCCAGGAGCUGCCAGCCUUCGCGAUCCUGGGGAUUGCGUGUGGUUUUGGUGGGGCUCUCUUUGUCUACCUGAACAGACUGAUAGUAGAGUGUAUGAGGAAACAGAAGACAAUCAAUAAGUUCCUGCUCAGGAACUCCUCUCUCCAUGUCAGACGUCUGGUGUAUCCUGCUAUGGUCACCUUGAUCAUCUCAACCCUCACCUUCCCCCCUGGGUUUGGACAGUUCAUGGCUGGACAGCUGACGCAGCAUGAGUCCCUGGUGGCGUUGUUGGACAACCGAACAUGGUGUCGGCAGGGCGUUGCCGAGGAGUUUGACUACAUCAGCCACUCCCACGCCUGGAAACACCCCCAGGUUAACGUCUUCAUCACUCUCAUCCUCUUCAUCGUCAUGAAGUUCUGGAUGUCUGCAGUAGCUACCACCAUGCCUGUGCCAUGUGGGGCCUUCAUGCCAGUUUUCCUCAUUGGUGCGGCAUUUGGACGUUUGGUAGGCGAGACCAUGGCUAUCAUGUUCCCUGAUGGCAUCCAUGCUGAUGGCAGUGUCUAUCCUAUAGUGCCUGGCGGCUAUGCUGUAGUGGGUGCAGCGGCGUUGUCGGGGGCAGUGACUCACACGGUGUCGACAGCAGUCAUCGUGUUUGAGCUGACGGGUCAGAUCAGCCACAUCCUGCCGGUGAUGAUAGCGGUGAUCCUGGCCAACGCCGUAGCCCAGUCCCUCCAGCCCUCGCUAUACGACUCUAUCAUCAGGAUCAAGAAACUACCCUAUCUCCCUGAACUGGGCAUGGGGCACCACGAGAAGUAUAACAUCCGUGUGGAGGACAUCAUGGUUAGAGACGUGCGUUACAUCACUCUCUCCUCCUCCUACCGAGAGGUACAGGAGGUCCUGAUGACUGGACAGCUGAAAACACUGGCCCUGGUUGAGUCCACAGACUCUAUGAUCCUGUUGGGUUCUAUAGAGCGCUCCCAGCUCCAGUCACUCCUGUCCCUCCAGCUGGGUCCAACGCGCAGGCUCGACCACCUCCGGAGGCACGCCCAGGACAACGGCACACACACACACACACUGGGUGCGCACACACACCUGACCAGCCUGGACACCAUGGACAGUACCCCCAGCCCACCCUGCACACACACACACUCCUACACCUCCAACUCCUCCAAUACCAGCGCACGCCAUGGGGUCCGCUUCCUGAUCUCAACAGAGGAGUCCUCCUUCAGUGCAGCUGUGUCCAACUCUCAGCUGCCACUCAAAUCUGCAAUGAAAACUGUCCCUACUAUUCACAACACAGAGACACCCAACAGCUCUCAGCAGACCCUUUCCUGUGGUGACCCUGAGAGAGAGCUACUCGAGAGCCCGGCAGAGCCAGAGGCUCCUGAGAGCAGGGGGUCCAAACGAGUCAGGAUCUCCAUGGCGGCGUCCCCUGAAGUAGAGGAUGACAUGACCACAAACGAAAUAGCAGAGUGGGAGGAGCAACAGCUGGACGAGCCAGUGGAUUUCAACAACUGCAAGAUAGACCCCGCCCCUUUUCAGCUUGUGGAGCGGACAUCUCUGCAUAAGACUCACACCAUCUUCUCCCUGCUGGGACUGGACCAUGCCUAUGUGACCAGUACAGGGCGGCUGGUGGGCGUGGUCUCCCUCAGGGAGCUGCGUAAGGCCAUAGAGGGUUCAGUGACGGUGACAGGGGUGAAAGUUCGCCCCCCUCUGGCCAGUUUCCGUGACAGCGGCAACACUACCAGCGUUUCCGAGGUGACAGAGCUGCACAAGCUUUGGAACCGCCACAGAGGCCUCUCGUUACCACGGGAACCCACCCCGCCCGACAUGGAGGACCAAUUGGACGUUAUGGAUGAGGAGACCCCUGUCCACUUCAUACAGGACCAAUCAGAUAUGGAGUUUGAAACCAUCCCCACUGACAAUAUGGACCCACCAUCGGAAUUGGUUCUUCAGGAAAGCCUCUCAAUAACAGAGGACCAAACAGAAGAGUUUAUCUUAGAGUGCAGCCCUUCCCACACUGACGAAUCAGAGCUGGCCUGUGAUUUUGACCCCUCCCACCUCCCUGAGACUGACCAAUUGGAGCCGGCGAAGGAACAUGGAACCCCACCACAUGGAACCACACCCCAGAACAUAGAGCAAAUGGACCAAUCAGAACUGCAGUGUAAGCGAAGUCCCAACCGCACUGAGGACCAAUCGGAAUGACAGAAGGGGCGAGGGACAGUUAGGAGUUGCUUCGUGGUUCGUUGAAAUUUCUACAACCUUAGAGGUCACGUUCACCUGAAUCUGUCUGUGUCCACAAUGUAUUGUGUGCGCGUGUGUUGGUGUAAAUGAGCUCGUAUUCCUGUGUGAGUGAUAGAGUAACUGAGUGAAUGUGACAACAUGGUUCUGUGUUUAACAAAGUGUUUUGGGUGUGUGUGUGUGUGUGUGUGUGUGUGUGUGUGUGUGUGUGUGUGUGUGUGUGUGUGUGUGUGUGUGUGUGUGUGUGUGUGUGUGUGUGUGUGUGUGUGUGUGUGUGUGUGUGUGUGUGUGUGUGUGUGUGUGUGUGUGUGUGAGACUUGGUGGAACCUUACCCAUGCACCCAUCUGGUGCUAACACUUCUAUUCUCAGUUUGAUUAUCAGAGCCAAACUACAUUUCCCCCCCUAAAUAUAGCUACAAAUAACACACAGAGAGAGAGAGAGCAGAUCAGAGGGAUAAAGGAAAGGAGAGAGAGGGAAGAGAAGGGAGGGUCUCACUUUAGAUUAAGUAGCCUAUAAAAUGUACGUAUUUACACAGCUACAUUCUAAAGGACAUUCUGUAAUUACAGUAUAAGUGCAUGUACAGUCAUAUCUGAAAUGGGAUAUUAAGAGAAAGACAAGAAGUUACUACCCAAAGGCAGCUGAGAAAAGGCCAACACGUUGACAUUGCUCAGUCAUAAAAUGGCAUCCCACAGGGUAAAGAGCAUUUGUGAAGCACAUUGUAAUUAACAUGCAUUUAACUCAAAGUACAUAUAGCCUUGUCUGGCAUUAAGGUAGGAGGGCGGACGGACGUUAGAGUUUCUUGUCUUGUAACAGGGUGUUUUGGUCACAGUGUCAUUUUGUAUCUUACAUUUCUUGAGAUAGGAUACGAUAUUCACAUAUCAUCCUAUCUACUGUACCGUGUUCCGCAUGUUUCCGGAAUGAUGUGAAUGUUUGCACAGGAAAAGUUGGUUAUGUGGAGAGAGAGACGACAUCAGUUGUUGUGAGCACACAUAUGCACAUGGGCCAAUAGUACACGCACAAGGGCUCGAUUCAAUCCGUGGCGCUGAAGAUCCGCGUUGCCGUGCGAUUGACAUUUUGAAGGCAAUGUUCCCGCACUAGCGGACACUACUACGUUCACGGUAAGUGCUGCACAUGUCGUCUCAAUCGGAAAUGACGAUUACAUUUCAAUUGUGCUGUGGAUCUUCUGUAACGCAGAUUGAAUCGAGCACGAAGUAAAUGAACACAUUCAUAAAUCUACACAUAGAAAAUAAUAUCCUAGAAAAUACACACCACACACACACACAUUGAAAAUGAUUAACACAACCUGCCUGGCCUUGGAAACCAGUUUAGAAAUACGUACUACCAGCUUAGAAGCACAGUUAUAAGUCUCCAAGUGUACUGGCGAGCAACAGAAGCCUCUAUAAAGGACUGAAACGACUGUUGUUGAGAGAGUGUGUGACUGUUCUCCACAGUCUCAUUAUAAAAGGAGUUCACCAAACAGAUGUUAUGUAAUUUGUCUCUUCAAUCAUUUCUCUUAGCUCCGUUGACAGAUUAGAGCCAUUAUAUGUGUAUAUAUAUAUAUAUUUCAAUUCUAUGUAAAAACCCUGCCAUAACAACCACAAUUUAACAGUUCAUUUUCUUCUGUAAAAAAAAGUCAGUUGCGCAAACCAUUUAUUGUCGUCUUACUUUUGUAUGCACAUAGAAUGUGAAGUAGUGCUCGCCAUACAAGAUAUAAUGUAAACUGAGUCUAAUGUAUAGAGUGUAUAAGGUCAUUAACAGCGCUAGUUAAGCAAUAAGUCUGUAGUUUCUCCCUUUAUAUAGCUCCGGCCUGUAUAUGGUUUGUACAUAUGAAAAUACAUUAUGACGGAAAUCUACGCAUUGUACAUAGGAGAAUAUGCAUUUGAGAUCAACAGCCAUUGUUAUUUUUCAGAAAACAUACUAAUUGUUUUUUGUACAUUAAAUUUCAACAAAACUU
Molecule: messenger RNA, 5662 nt
Organism: Oncorhynchus gorbuscha (pink salmon)
Lineage: Eukaryota; Metazoa; Chordata; Actinopteri; Salmoniformes; Salmonidae
Product: chloride channel protein 2-like
Biological process (GO): chloride transport; transmembrane transport
Cellular component (GO): membrane
Molecular function (GO): voltage-gated chloride channel activity
Source: RefSeq, a predicted model, not a curated record